Molecule: messenger RNA, 1670 nt
Organism: Castor canadensis (American beaver)
Lineage: Eukaryota; Metazoa; Chordata; Mammalia; Rodentia; Castoridae
Gene: Acy1
Product: aminoacylase 1
Biological process (GO): amino acid metabolic process
Cellular component (GO): cytoplasm
Molecular function (GO): aminoacylase activity
Source: RefSeq, a predicted model, not a curated record
UUAGCCAUGAAUUUGCUGCUCGCGGGGCGGAACUGGCCGCCGCAGGGAGGGGCCAUGGCGGGAUCCGGGAGCUUCUAGGGGAAGCUCCGCGCAGUGGCGGGAGGGGACGUCGGCGCCUGCUCGGCUGCAGGGACUGGGACGGCCUUUACUUGCAGCCGUGAGUCUCCGCCCCGCGACACCGCUCCAGCCACGUGGUGGGCGGACCGGGGCGGUUUUGAGCUUGCGACCUCGGUGGACCCAGAAUUCUGGCCACAGUCCGGGACGAGCGCUGAGAGACGAUCACGGGCCCAAGACCAGGACAGAGCAAGCUUUUUACGCGUGGUGCCAUGACUAGCAAGGGUCCUGAGUCCGAGCACCCAUCCGUGACGCUCUUCCGCCAGUACCUGCGCAUCCGCACUGUCCAGCCCAAGCCGGACUAUGGAGCGGCUGUGGCCUUCCUUGAGGAGAGAGCCCAUCAGCUGGGCCUGAGCUGUCAGAAAGUAGAGGUGGCACCUGGCUAUGUGAUCACUGUGCUGACCUGGCCAGGCACCAACCCCACCCUGUCCUCCAUCUUGCUCAAUUCCCAUACCGAUGUGGUGCCUGUCUUCAGGGAACAUUGGAGUCAUGACCCCUUUGAGGCCGUCAAGGAUUCCGAGGGCUAUAUCUAUGGCAGAGGCACCCAGGACAUGAAGAGUGUCAGCAUCCAGUACCUGGAGGCUGUGAGGAGGCUGAAGGCUGAGGGUCACCAUUUCCCUAGAACUAUCCACAUGACCUUUGUGCCUGAUGAGGAGGUCGGAGGUCACCAAGGCAUGGAGCUGUUUGUGAAGCGGCCUGAGUUCCAAGCCCUGAGGGCAGGCUUUGCCCUGGAUGAGGGCCUGGCCAACCCAACUGAUGCCUUCACUGUUUUUUAUAGCGAGCGGAGCCCUUGGUGGGUGCGGAUCACCAGCACUGGGAGGCCAGGCCAUGGGUCACGCUUUGUCGAGGACACAGCAGCAGAGAAGCUGCACAAGGUUGUGAGCUCCAUCCUGGCAUUCCGGGAGAAGGAAAGGCAGAGGCUGCAGUCAAACCCUCACCUGAAGGAGGGGGCUGUGACUUCCGUGAACCUGACUAUUCUAGAGGGUGGUGUGGCCUAUAACGUGGUACCUGCCACUAUGAGCGCCAGCUUUGAUAUCCGCGUGGCACCAGAUGUGGACCUGAAGGCUUUUGAGAAGCAACUGCAGAGCUGGUGCCAGGCAGCUGGCGAGGGGGUCACCUUCGAGUUUGCUCAGAAGUGGACUGAGCCCAGGGUAACACCUACUGAGGAUACAGACCCCUGGUGGGCAGCUUUCAGCCAAGUUUUCAAGGACAUGAGCCUCACUCUGAAGCCUGAGAUCUUCCCUGCUGCCACUGACAGCCGCUAUAUCCGAGCGGUAGGGAUCCCAGCUCUGGGCUUCUCGCCCAUGAAUUGCACACCUGUGUUGCUGCAUGACCACGAUGAACGGCUGCACGAGGCUGUGUUCCUUCGUGGGGUUGACAUAUACACACGCCUGCUGCCUGCCCUCGCCAGUGUACCCGCCUUGCCCAGUGACAGCUGAGCCCCACGUUCCCCAACCCCUGCCUCUAGAGCUUCCAACCCAGCCAUUGUCAAGGACUUCCUCAUCUUCCUGCCCAAUAAUAAAGUCUGUGUGGACAGGGGCUGUCCCUGAAGUACU